UAGAUAUGGAGGACUCACAAGACUCGGAAGAGGACAUGGGGAAUAUGGAGUGUGAACAGAUCAGACGAGACAAAGCAAUAUCUUCAGACCCCACCUGCACGCCUCCACAAACUAACCAGUCAAAUAAUCAACCAAAACAGUUUAAAGACAGAGUUCCACAUAAAAGAAAGAAUAAAAGCAAUAUUAAAAGUUCCUCAGCGUGUGCUGCUCUCAGUGGAUUCAAUGAAAGUUUGAUGCAAAGAGCUGAGAACAUCCUAGAACAUCUAAAUAAACAGAUCAAGAAAUGUCAGGAUUGUAUGACAAGCCCAGAUAAUCUAAGUGUUGUUAUUUGGCUUCCUGCUUUGAAAGAUAAAUUAGUGGAUUUUUCAGAGCUUCUUCAGAAAUACAAAUCAGAUUAUCAGAGAGGUAUCACAGAGAUUGCUGAAGAUUCUGAAGUUAAAGAAGAGGAAGGAGAGAAGAAACUUCGACAUCUACUAGAGAGACAUGACCGAUCACCAUUCAGUGCAGAUAACAUAAACCAGUGGCUGGAGAAUAAAGAAACUGAACUGAAGAUUUUAAAUGAUUGUAAAGCUGCAGACAUCACUGUUGUGAAAUCUCAGUCAGAGUUACAUCAGAUCAUAAAUGACCCACAGAUAAACCGAGUGAUGUGUUUCACUCUUACCUCACCAGAUGAUGAAGAUUCAUUCCUCACUGCUCUGAAGCACCAUAUUGAAUCUGAUCACAUUACACCAACAGAUUCACUUCAGUCCAAACCUGUUAAAAUCAAUCAGAAAGUGCUCAUUGAUUUACGAUUGUAUAUUGCUGCUAAAGAGGCAAAUGAAGAUACAGAACAAACCAGAUUCAUUGCUGCAUCUGUACCAGAUGAUGAAUUUCCUAAAUUCACUGUGCAGUUUUAUUAUGCUGGGAUGAUUGUGAGCAGAAACAUGAAGUUUGGAGUGAAUCCAGAUCUUGCUCAGAUAACUCAAAUAAAACACAACAGUGUGUCUGUGAAGUGGAGUCAUUUACAGAAAAAUAAAAGCAUUGAGAAGUAUGUGGUGGAGUACAGAGUUGAUGAUGAAGGACACAACACUUGGAAACAGAUGACUGUUAAUGCUCACACUUUUAUAGAAAAGUUUGUUUUAUCUGAUUUAGAACCAGACACAGGAUAUCAGCUCAGAUAUGCAGUUUGUGACAACAACAGUAUGAGCAACUCUAGCUGGAUUAUUCACUUUCAAACAUCUUCUGUAACGAGGCCAGGACGACCCUCUGUUACUCAACUGAGCAGAGAUACUCUCAGACUGACCUGGUUAAAAGCUGAAGCAGAUGAAGAUUGUCCAGUUCUGCAGUAUAUGGUUGAGUAUAGAGAAGCAGGACUGGAGGGCUGGUCAUCAGUAUAUACACAAGGAUCUGAGUGUGAAUGUACUUUAACUGUACCUCACAGCACCUGCUACAGAGUCAGAGUAUCUGCUGUCUAUGAGAACAUCACCAGCAAACCUAGUGAGGAAACAUCUGUACCUGUGGAUGUCUGGACUAUUGACCUCUUAAUGAGAAAGAGCUCCAUCCUCCUAGAAGUGUUGAAACUCCAAACAGAGAAGAAACCAGUAGAGCUGAUUGACUGGACAGAUAAUGAGAGUGAAGUGAGAGGAUUCAUCCAGUGUCUGCCAUACAUCUCACAACUGAGGUAAGACUUUAGUAGGACUUUAAGUAUUUUAGGCAUGUAUAGAUCCAACUCAUGAACCGCACACAGUCCACCAUGCCUCACUAGUGAAGCCAUAUUGAUAAUAUAAAUUGUGUGCCACUGGACUGAUGUGUUUGUAAUGCACUUCUGAAAUCACCACUGGUUUGACACGCUAACAUCCUGUUUAGACAGCUCAUGCCCUCUCUGGCAGGUCAUUUAGUGUAUCCUGGAGAGGUGACUUCUCUGAACCUCAAUGUCUCCAUACUGGGGUACCUCAAGGCUCAGUGCUUGGACCACUGCUGUUUUCUAUAUACAUGAUAUCCUUGGGUUCUGUAAUUCAGAAAAAUGGCUUUUCCUACCGCUGCUAGGCAGAUGUCACACAACUCCAUUUGUCAUUCCAGUUUGACGAUCCAAAGGUUUCUGCCUGCAUCUCAGCAUGCCUGAGUGACAUCUCCAGCUGAACCUUGCAAAGACGCGCUUGCACGAAAAUCACUUGCACAGUGUGAUAUAUUUAACGCAGUUGUGUACUUUUCCC
Paramisgurnus dabryanus is the source of this 2192-nucleotide messenger RNA. RefSeq lists its product as uncharacterized. Lineage: Eukaryota; Metazoa; Chordata; Actinopteri; Cypriniformes; Cobitidae. The record is from RefSeq and is a predicted model, not a curated record. Gene Ontology annotation, molecular function: protein binding.